This is a messenger RNA of Colletotrichum tamarilloi, 1842 nucleotides long. RefSeq names its product fungal specific transcription factor. Bases 1 to 1842 code for a protein of 613 amino acids. Gene Ontology annotation, molecular function: zinc ion binding; DNA binding; DNA-binding transcription factor activity, RNA polymerase II-specific. Gene Ontology annotation, cellular component: nucleus. NCBI's taxonomy places the organism in Eukaryota, Fungi, Ascomycota, Sordariomycetes, Glomerellales, Glomerellaceae. The transcript has a single exon. The record is from RefSeq and is a predicted model, not a curated record. Gene Ontology annotation, biological process: DNA-templated transcription; regulation of DNA-templated transcription.
AUGAGAUCUAGCAUAGCUUGUUUGAGAUGCAGGAAAUCCAAGAUCAAAUGCGACAACGACAAUACCGGAUCGCCUUGCGACACUUGCAUCAAGGCAGGACACAAGUGUGAGUUUCCUGAUCCAACGCCUCUUCCGGCGAAACGAUCAGAACCGCCGACUGCGCCGAAGCAGGAAAGGGAAGUCGGGCAUGACCGGAAGCGAGUAAAGAAGCUCGAAGAUGCCACGUCCUCUGAUGGACGUACUGUCGCCGCGCUUGCUCAGGAAGUGCUUUCGGUACACUAUCUUACCGUCGACUUGUGGCAUCAACUCUUCGACAUAUAUAAGUUGCACUUCGCUACCGAACUGCCGUUCUUACACCUCCCAACUCUCAAGGGCAUCAUUCACGACAAGGACAUCAAGAAGCCGUCAACCGAAUCAAAUCUGAUUUUAUUGGGCAUUCUGGCCCUCACUGCAAGAUUUCACCCCGACUUGGUCAAAUAUGUGGCACACAUCACACAUGACAAAAUCACGGGCCCAAAACCUCGCGGUGCUCUGCCCAGGCCGGAGCCAUCAAUGGCCUCAGAGUACUUCGCAAACGCCCUUACGAAGGCACUGGGACAACUCGAAUCAGCCCUGACAUCAGCUACUAUCGUCCGUGUUCAAGCUUUUCUCAUGCUCGGUUUAUAUAAAUGGAGCCAGCCGAACGGCGGACCGGCGGCAUGGAUGUAUGUUGGUGUUGCCAUACGGAUGGCUCAAGGCUUGAAAUUGGGGUCCGGAGACAAGCCUUUGAGAGGGAAGAGAAAUUUGACUCUGUCUCCUCGGUCGAGUAAAUCUACUCAGCUACCCCCAGACCGUUGGAAAGACCAGGAGAUCAGGCGCCGUAUCAUGUUCAGUUGCUUGAUACUGGAUCGUCUUUUGUCCUGCGGAUCUGAUCGGGUUUCUAUGGUUCGGUCCGACGACCUUCAAAUCCAGCUACCUUGCACUGAACACGCCUUUGACCUAGGCCGCGUUGUCUAUACCGGAUUCUUACGACAGGUGGGACAUGGCAUGGAGCCACCAAUCGACGACAGUGUCUUGAGUCGAUUCGUACAACUAGCAGAUUUCUGGGGCGAUAUCACCAAGUACAGUUUCGCGGGCGGCCGCCAUACGGAAUCCCUUCCACCGUGGGACCAAGAGUCGACUUUCUAUCAAUUGAAUAAGAAGGUAGACGCCUUUUACGCUCACCUUCCGGAAGAGUUCACCUGGUCUAGCUCGAACUUCUGGAAACACGACAAUAGCAUGUAUGUGUCACUUCACAUGCUAGGUGCCCUGUGCAAAAUCAUGCUGCAUCGCGAAUACAUCCCGUUCAUCGCCAUCAAAUGUUCCGAGCCGGUUGGUCCUCUGGACGAGCCCGUCUUUGACCCCGAAGCUGUUCCCGACCACUUCUGGGAGCGCAGCGCAGAGCAGGUUUUCAAGGCUGGAAGGGAAAUCAUCGACCUCAUCUCGACAUGCCGAGACAAGCUUCCUCAUUCGUCACUAGUCAUAUUCGCAAUCUGGCAAGCAGCGUUUGUCGGAAUAUACGCACGGCACUAUCCCCACAUGGAUACUCGAAACCACAUGGUCAGCAAACAGGAGAUCGAAGAACGGAAUUCAGGAGCCAUGUCUGAGAACACGCAGACGGGGAACACCAGUAUCGCUUUCCAAGCAUUGACCAAGGUUGCAUCUUACUUCAGCACGGCCUCCAAUUACGUCACGUAUUUCAAGGAUAUUGAUCAGUAUCUCACCAAGGUCUACUCCGACUACACAAAUCGAGGUUUGAAGAAGAGCGGAGAUGGUUCUCUGACCAUUCGACUGGGAGGAGGUGGCGGCGGACUGGAAGAGUGA